CCACAAACAAAACUCCCUGGAUUCAGGUUCUGGACCGCCUUACCGGAGAAUGCUUGUACUUCUUGAAUCCAGGUUAUGCUGUCAGUAGACUAACUCUAAGGAAUUGAUUGGGGUGUUACUAUCAAGAAACCGAAAGUCCACUCGGCGCAGCUGCGUCUACUCGGUCUACUCGUAUAUCCAAGAUCGAAGCACGUGAUAACGCGUCGUUUGAGGCGUCGCAAGGGUCUUCACCAACCCCUACGCGAUACCGAAUGAGAAAACAGUUUAGGACGAGACGAGCGAACCGCUAAUGGAGGAUGAUGUCUGAGACAAACACGGCAACCAGUCAUCGGGGUCCAAGCGCAGGAGAUGGGACACUCUUCCGGGGGAAGCAUUUCUGGCUCUCUCACAAUGUGCCCCAAAGAAACCGGUUCAAGGAAUUGAUUGAGCAAAACGGAGGAAGCAUAAGGCUGUUCGAGCGAGAUGCGGAAAUCAAACUAGUUGAUCACAAACGCAAGAAUCUCCCGCCAGACACAUAUUCCUUCAAGUUUGUCGAAGACUCCCUUCGCGAAGGGCGGAUGCAAAAUCUGGAGCCCUAUAGAGCAGGUCCAUCAGAAGCUCGGCCAGUUGGCGCUUCAUACAUCCCUACUCGAAACCAUAAAGUGCCCUACACCAUCGCGGAUGACCAAGUCCUCUGGGAUUGGGUGCAACAGUAUGAGCGAGACCCAACAGCCUCUAUCGCGGGCAAUAAAAUCUACCAGGAACUUGCAACGAAGAAUCCCAGGCAUACUUUUCAGUCCUAUCGCGACCGAUAUCUGAAGAGACUACGCGGUCGUCCACGUCCAGGUGGCAUGCCGAAAGUCUCCACUCAGCACGAAACGGCUACCCAAGAGGUUGCUCCUGCACAAAUCACGACUUCUACAGCACAACCUGGGACGCCAGCGAGACCCCCACAAGAGCAUAACGCUGCUUCUACUUCUGGAAUGCCGAUUUACAGGAAGAGGAAACGUACUUCAGAAGCAAGAGAUAUGUCGGAACCGACGGACCAGGCUAAUCACCCAGAACCAAAGAACAGGGCGGUCGAACCUUUGCCGGAGGUGCCAAAAAGUGCCGCUUCAUGCCUUCAAAGCAAGGAUAAAGAGCCGGUCAUGCAUGAGCAACCAAGUUCGAAAGCAUCAGCUGAUCUCUCGGUCACGGAUAACGACCCCCUUCCGCGUACCCAGACUGUCAACAAAGGGGGUCGUCCACGCAAACGUACUGCGAGGAUAGUACCCUAUAAUCAGAAGUGGCGCAAAGAGCGGCUUCAGGGUAACGAUGAAGAACCCAAUCUACCCCAGCAACCAACCUCAAACGGAUCGGCAGGUGGGAAGAGGCCCCCUUCAGUUACGAACGGCACCAAUCACGGAAUCGUUUUGCCAGAGGGCCGGACUCAGACCGAACAGCCGCGGGAUUACAUCAAUCAUCCUCAAAUUCCCCCCGAGAUAGACCCUUUGUUCCUCCAGCUUCCUUUCUUGCCUUCCAGUCCCGAGCCCGAAACCAUUCCCGAGCAUCAAGUGCACGUGCCGGAGCAAGAUAUUGACACUUGGAUGGACCGGCGCCUCCGCCUUCGGAGUAGCCGCGUAAAUGAGGCACAGCUCAUUGAGGCUCUACGCUGUACAAGUAUGGAUCCAGGUUUGGCGGAUAAAGUACUUGAAUUUCUGGUAGCUGGAAAGGGAAUUCCCGAUGACAUGCCUGGGGUCUGGACCUCUGCGGAUGAUCGAUGCGUCGAAGGAAAAGAUGGACGCGGGAUUGAGCGGGUUCUGAAGAAGCACGGCGCGGAAGCUUUUAAUGCUAGGUGGGAAUAUCUAAGCAUGGCAAGGGCCAGUGGUCUUGAGACAGAGGCUGUUGAGUAA
Molecule: messenger RNA, 1871 nt
Organism: Aspergillus saccharolyticus JOP 1030-1
Lineage: Eukaryota; Fungi; Ascomycota; Eurotiomycetes; Eurotiales; Aspergillaceae
Product: putative transcription factor Rap1
Exons: 4
Coding region: 297-1871 (524 amino acids)
Biological process (GO): telomere maintenance via telomere lengthening; regulation of DNA-templated transcription
Cellular component (GO): shelterin complex
Molecular function (GO): telomeric repeat DNA binding
Source: RefSeq, a predicted model, not a curated record